Messenger RNA from Vombatus ursinus (common wombat), 1961 nucleotides. It is a transcript of the gene MBD3, whose product is annotated as methyl-CpG binding domain protein 3. The transcript is spliced from 7 exons. Bases 38 to 943 code for a protein of 301 amino acids. The record is from RefSeq and is a predicted model, not a curated record. Gene Ontology annotation, molecular function: DNA binding. Lineage: Eukaryota; Metazoa; Chordata; Mammalia; Diprotodontia; Vombatidae.
ACCGCGGCGGCGGGGGAGCCCCUGUGCCCGCACAGCGAUGGAGCGGAAGAGGUGGGAGUGCUCAGCUCUCCCCCAGGGCUGGAAAAGGGAAGAAGUGACCAGAAAGUCGGGUCUGUCAGCCGGCAAGAGUGAUGUCUAUUACUAUAGCCCGAGUGGAAAGAAGUUCCGAAGCAAGCCUCAGCUAGCCCGCUACCUGGGGAGCUCCGCGGACCUGAGCACUUUCGACUUCCGAACAGGGAGAAUGCUCAUGAGUAAGAUGAGCAAGAAUCGGCAGAGGAUGCGCUACGACUGCUCUAACCAAGCCAAAGGAAAACCAGAUUUAAAUACAGCACUCCCUGUCCGGCAGACGGCGUCCAUCUUCAAACAACCUGUUACCAAGAUUACUAACCAUCCCAGCAAUAAAGUAAAGAGUGAUCCACAGAAGGCUGUGGAUCAGCCUCGACAGCUUUUUUGGGAAAAGAAACUAAGUGGAUUGAAUGCCUUUGACAUUGCAGAAGAGCUUGUGAAAACAAUGGAUCUUCCUAAAGGUUUACAAGGGGUUGGCCCAGGUUGCACUGAUGAAACCCUCCUCUCUGCCAUUGCCAGUGCUUUGCACACGAGCACAAUGCCCAUCACUGGGCAGCUCUCAGCAGCUGUCGAGAAGAACCCUGGGGUAUGGCUUAAUACCUCCCAACCACUCUGCAAAGCCUUCAUGGUGACUGAUGAAGAUAUCAGUCAGGAAACAGGAAGAACUCGUGCAGCAGGUGAGAAAGAGGCUGGAGGAGGCCCUGAUGGCCGACAUGCUUGCUCACGUGGAAGAGAUUGCCAGGGAUGGGGACGCCCCUGGAGAGAAGGGGGCUGCAGAAGAGGAGGAGGAGGAAGAGGAGGAAGAGGAGGAGCAGGACCAAGACCACGAGAUGGAGACUGUAUAGUCCAGGAAGAUCCAGCCAAGAUUGACAUGUAAAGCAGCAGCAGGGCCAGCACAACCAUUCCCAAAGCCAGGCGUGUCCAAGGACUAACCCAUAUCUACCAUACUUAGGAACAAGCUCCCUUGACCACUAGAGGAAAGAGUUGGGCAUCCGAGAGUAACUAUUUACUCUUCUGAAAGACAUUUCCCCUCUUUUCCCUUCCCACAUCAAAGGUGGGGAGGAGCUACACGGGUUUGUGCUAGACACACAAUCUCCCCUUCUUAUUUAGGGGUCACUAAUUCAGUAUGGUCAGUUUUCCCAGGGCUUUGGUACCUUUUACCUUUUGACCUAGGUUCAGCAUUUUCUCUCUCCUUCUGGGUCUUUUUUAAAGUAAGAGAGGUUCUUCGUUGCUUGGCCUCUCCCCAGUAACCUGCUUGAUAAUCUCCAACUCUUAAGAGCCCAUUUUCAUCUUUCAGAUUGUUGUUCCAUAUGUGAAUUCAGGUCAUUGAAUUUUAUGCCCAGACUGAUCUCGGGGAAGGGCAGGGAGUCAAAUAAGGGUGUGACACUCUUCCAACCUGCUUUUCCCAAACCCAAUGUCAGAAUUUCUUUAUGAAAUGUUUAGAACUGAAGCUAGUAUAAACUGGGAAGAUCUGCAGGAAUCAGAUUCACCUGUCCUGCUAAAUGUCUUCAAACUUACUCUACUUCUGUAUUGUCCUUACUUUUUUCUGCGUUGUGGAACUAAGCCGCCAACAGAGACAUGCUCCUAGAGUAGUCUGUUCCCGGGGUCCUCAGCAUCCCAUCGGUGGGGUAGCAGAAGAGAGAAGUGGUCUAUGAAAAUGCUCAGUGUGGUUACUCCAGUGAGGUUGGGGAAUGCUUCCAAGCAAAACAGAAGAUCCAGUGGUAAGAAGAGAGAGACUUGAUUCUGGUGCCAGGACUUCCGCCCCUGCAGGAGAGGAGAUGUGGAAGGCAUCACCUUUAGUUUGUUUGCAUGACUACACAGUACGUGAAGCUGUGAUAGUCUCACCCUCCUUUUUAAAAAAAGUUCACCUUUCUUUAAUAAAUUGAUAAUAUCAA